Molecule: messenger RNA, 1162 nt
Organism: Amphibalanus amphitrite
Lineage: Eukaryota; Metazoa; Arthropoda; Thecostraca; Balanomorpha; Balanidae
Gene: bc10
Product: bladder cancer-associated protein-like
Exons: 2
Coding region: 11-415 (134 amino acids)
Source: RefSeq, a predicted model, not a curated record
AUUUGUCGAUAUGGCGGAUUGGCAACCCCGCAACUUGCCCGCAACCCCUAUGGCUCAAUUCACUCAAUAUACCCUGCCCCUAUGGCCCCUAUGUGAUGUAAACGCCGCUAGUGUUUACGGCUUUGGCCUUGCCAUCUGGGUACAUGUUACGUUGGAUGAAGAGCUUGCCACGAUGUACUGCCUUCAGUGGCUCAUACCGGUGCUGCUCAUACCGAAGCCUCUGAACCCGGCAAUGCUUCACAACCACAUCAUGUUCGUCAUACUCUACCUGGUUGGCUUUUUCUUGGAGAAGAAGCCCUGCACCAUCUGCAGUCUGGUGUUUUUCGCAGCGGUCCUCUUGAUUUGCUAUUCCGGCAUCGGUAACUGCCUAUUCUGGGGCACCAACUGCGACUCGGUUGUCUGUGACAACGGCUAGUGUGGGGUGCCGAGAUGGGCGGCAGGGCGCGGCGCUCGCCGGUACAACGGCUAGUGUGGGGUGCCGAGAUGGGCGGCAGGGCGCGGCGCUCGCCGGUACUUGUGAUACACGAUGUGGUCUGGGCCGACGUGCCCGGCUGGUGGCGGCACCGGUCUCCUGGCGACCACCGGUCCAGCUGGUCGCCAGGCCGCCUCGCCGUAUGACCUGUGCUGAGAUGUUUGUGGGAAGGUUGUUUGCGACUGUGUAUGUAUAUCCAACUGAGCCUAGUCUUGAUCUGUGAAGUGCGGCGACGUGAAGCGAGAGUCGGUGUACCUGCUUCGGACGGCUGUGCUCUAGUGUUGCGGCUCGAGUAUUGUGGCGCUGGGAUGGACUCCAUCCGGCCCGAUGGCCGCCAUUGAACCGACCGGGCGGGGCCAGCCUGCAGGCACUGCCAAACCAGUCAGCACCGUCUUUCGUCUCCCCCACCAGACAAAUGUUCUGAUCCCCGAUAUCUAGGCGUCAUACUUUUGAGAUGUAAAUGUUGGCGUGUCUGAGUUGUGUCUCGUGGUCCAUAAGAGCUGGCUGUUAUUUCUGGGCUCUCAUUGACCUGAGACGAAUCCCAUUGCUUUUCGUACCUACGUGCUAGACUGAUGAUGCGUGCUGGUUCAGUGUCUUGAGAGAGCCAUUAGAAGUGGACUUAUCCUUUUUCAUUCACGUGUGAGCGACAACUUAAACUGCUCUGACGUAAUACACAUCAUUCGUCUUGCG